This is a messenger RNA of Fusarium redolens, 1287 nucleotides long. RefSeq lists its product as uncharacterized. The coding region runs from base 1 to 1287 and encodes 428 amino acids. The record is from RefSeq and is a predicted model, not a curated record. NCBI's taxonomy places the organism in Eukaryota, Fungi, Ascomycota, Sordariomycetes, Hypocreales, Nectriaceae. The transcript is spliced from 2 exons.
AUGCAGAAACUUGCGCCAAGCCUACGAUGGACAUCGUACGACGGAUGGAAAUACAAAGGCAUGGAAGACAGGUUGAAGGCAUUGGUGACGAAGCUAGAUAUGGGGGUACUUCAACACCAUGCUGAGCUCGUUAAAGGCCAGAAAGUCAGCAUGAGCGAGCCAUUCUCUGCCGGGCAGUACUGGGUUUGCUUCGAGCUGAUUGCUGAAGAUGGUAGCCUAGUCAUUGCCCGUGUUCGUUUGCCUCGACAUCCCCUUGCUUUGUCAAGUGUGAGCGAAGAAGACGAACAGUAUGCCAUUGCAUGCGAAAUAUCCACGAUGCAUUUCGUGAAGCAGAGACUCCCGAAGUUGGCGGUGCCUUGUGUAUACGCCUACGAAGGCCCUGGAUCACAACUCGCGCUCGAUGCUGGUGCUGCAUACAUGCUCAUAGAAGGAUUUUACGGCAAUACACUACAAGAUGUUGUGCCUGAUCUUUGUAGUUUAUCGGCAUCGAAGCUGGAGCAUGUUAUGGCCCAGUGGACAACGAUUCAAUCAUCGUUGGCAACCCUGACGUACUCUCAAAUUGGAUCGAUCUCCGCUAUUACCGAAACUGGAGAGCCCGUCAUUGGUAAGCUAUCUUCGGCUGCCGCCGAGGGUCUUAUUUCGCAAGGACCUUUCCAAAGCGCUGUUGAUUACUUUACUGCUCUUGGAGAAGCGGCCUUGCGUCGGGCGUACGCAGAUAGCGGCACUCAGAAUUCGUCGCACUUCCGCAAGCUUGGCGCGCUCCUCUUUCUUGAUAUUGUGCAAUCUACGCCAUUAUUCAAAGUCCACCACACACAGUAUCCCCUCAAUCAUAUGGACCUCGGUACGCAGAACGUUCUAGUCGACGAUGAUCUCAACUUCCUAGCCGUUAUCGAUUGGGAGUUUGCCCAAACUGCACCAUGGCAGGUAAACCACUACCCGAUGCCCUUCCCACUAUUAUGGUCGGAUGAGCGGAUCAAGAACAUCCUGAACAACCCUGACCACCUUGCAUACAAGAAUGUGUCACGACAGGCGGCUGCUAGGAAAUUGUAUUGCAGGAAGUUUGACGAGGCUGCGGCUAAGCUGGCCCAGGACGGCCUAUCCCUCAGUGAUAGUUACCCAGAAGUGUUAGAAGGGGCGGCGUCGAGGAUUUAUGCUUGUUUCUGCAAAGUAGGGGACGUACCGGAGCAGGAUGAAGGCCUUGUGAACGAAAUGGCGCGCCUGGCGUUUGGGUUUGAUGCUGAGAGAACGAAACAAUAUCUGGAAUAUUUACUAUACAAGCAAAGAUGA